Thalassophryne amazonica is the source of this 1752-nucleotide messenger RNA. It is a transcript of the gene chek2, whose product is annotated as checkpoint kinase 2. Gene Ontology annotation, molecular function: ATP binding; protein serine/threonine kinase activity; protein binding. The coding region runs from base 48 to 1634 and encodes 528 amino acids. Lineage: Eukaryota; Metazoa; Chordata; Actinopteri; Batrachoidiformes; Batrachoididae. Gene Ontology annotation, cellular component: nucleus; cytoplasm. Gene Ontology annotation, biological process: protein phosphorylation; mitotic DNA damage checkpoint signaling. The record is from RefSeq and is a predicted model, not a curated record. The transcript is spliced from 15 exons.
CCCGCCGGUGUUUCAGAACAACUUUGUGCUCCAGCUGCAGGUAAAGAAUGUCUGAAGAGAUUCUGAAUGAGAGUGACCAGCCCCAGGACUCCCAGUCCCAGGUUCAGUCCCAACCAACCCAGUCCACUCAGUCUACAUCCCAGUACAAGUCACAUUCCCAGGCCGGGUCCAGUUCUUCCAGUGUGCCUACUUCGGGCAGCCAGUCCAGUGGUUCUGGGACGCUGAGCAGCGUUGAUACCAUUCCUGUCACUAUGCCAUCUCUUCCUGAGGAGCCUGAACUCCAACCCUGGGGCCGGCUGUUACCCAUGGCCAAAGGUUUUAGGUCCCUGGAUUGUGUAGAAGAUGAGUACUUCUUUGGGCGUGCUUCAGGGAAUAACUACAUACUUGAUAACCCAGAUUGCAGAGGUUCUGAAAAUUUCAAGAUCUACAGCAAGAAACAUUUCCGGCUCUACAGAGAGGGCACUGAGGUUUUUGUGGAGGACUUCAGUAACAAUGGGACAUACAUUGAUGGAAAUCUGGUUGGGAAGGGUCUUAAGCUUCCUCUGGUCAACAAUGCAGUGAUUGCUCUGGCUGACCAACGCAAGCGAGUGUUCGUUUUUAUCAACCUGAUGAUGGAUGAUCACUCCGUGUUACCAGAAGAGUUGCAGAAGAAAUAUGUCCUGACACGACGAAUUGGCACAGGAGUUUGUGGUGAAGUCAAACUCGCCUUCGAGAGAUCAACCUGCAAAAAAUUUGCUGUGAAAAUAAUCAACAAGAAGAAUUUCAGUUCUGAGGGGACAGCAACACGUAAUGCAGAGACAGAGAUUGAGAUUCUGCAAAAGAUAAAUCACCCGUGCCUCACAAAGACGGAGGAUUUCUAUCAGACUGACGACAGUUACUACAUCGUUCUAGAGUUGAUGGAGGGCGGUGAACUCUUCCAAAGGGUCAAGUCUCAGGAGCAGCUCCAGGAGUCAGUGGCAAAGCUUUACUUCUAUCAGAUGCUGAAGGCUGUGGAGUACCUGCACGGGAGCGGGAUCAUCCACCGAGACCUGAAACCAGAGAACAUCCUGCUGGCAUCUCAGGAAGACAUCUGUCUCAUCAAGGUGACAGACUUUAACCAGUCCCGGAUGUUGGAGGAGGCGUCUUUGAUGCGGACACUGUGUGGCACACCAUCCUACCUGGCUCCUGAGGUCUUCACCAACGCUGCCACCACAGGAUACGGCAUUGCCGUGGAUGCCUGGAGCCUGGGGGUCCUGCUUUUUGUCUGUCUUGGUGGUUAUCCUCCGUUCCACGAGAGCUUUGGUCAUCGUCCAGUCACCGAGCAGAUCAUUCGAGGAGAGUUCAUUAUGGUUCCACACAAAUGGAAACACGUCUCUGACCAAGCCAAGGAUGUGGUGAGGAAGCUGCUGGUGGUGGAUCCCAGUAAGAGGAUGACCAUCAACGAGGCUCUGCAGCACCCGUGGCUCCAGGACUCUGUGAUGCUGCAGCAGGCCAACGCGCUCAUGUAUCCAUCCGGAGACGAAGCUGCUGCUGCUGCCAUGCAGGAGGCGGGCCCAGUCACCAUCCCUGUGAGGAAAAGAGGAAGAAGUGAAGGAGAAGAUGAUGACCAGCUUCCUGCCAAACGGAGCCAAGCACCGCCCCCUGCCCCCUUGUAGAGGGGUAUGACCAAUCAGGAGCAGUCUGUUCUUGGGUCAUGUGACUUGAGGUGACGUCUUUGAACUACUGACUGUAAAUAAAGUUUAAUCAUUUUGAAUUUCCCCUGAAUGAAUAAAG